This is a messenger RNA of Prosopis cineraria, 2682 nucleotides long. RefSeq names its product U-box domain-containing protein 35-like. Gene Ontology annotation, molecular function: ATP binding; protein kinase activity. The coding region runs from base 466 to 2682 and encodes 738 amino acids. The transcript is spliced from 9 exons. The record is from RefSeq and is a predicted model, not a curated record. Lineage: Eukaryota; Viridiplantae; Streptophyta; Magnoliopsida; Fabales; Fabaceae. Gene Ontology annotation, biological process: protein phosphorylation.
CAGCCAUAGUUCUAUCGCAGGCAAAGGCUCAAAAUAGUUCUGUAGAACCCGAAAAUGGCUGCUAAUUCUGGAAGGAGGAGGGUGCAUUAUUUUAUUGCUAUACAUUUAUUGUUCGGACACCAGAAGAAACAUGUGAUUUGCCUCAAGUCCGAAAGCUCAAAAUAGUCAAUGCAAAAACGCAAACGUGGUUACUAAUUUCAGAGAGAAGAUGAUUAAUCGGUUGACAUUCUCUUUUUGUUCUAACGCUGAAAGAAAUAAGAGAAGUAAAUCAAACUUAUUCCUCAAAGCUCUCUUGUCUCUGUUCGCCGUCGAGGGAGGGUGGACGGAGGAGCUUUUAAAAGACAAAAUCUGGGGUCUUUUUCUCUGGGAGGAAGAAAGAAUCAUAAUUUUAGUACGAAGGAUUUUUUGCUUUAUUUUGUUUUUGUUUCCUUCCAUUGAAAGAGCCCCAGGAACAGAGAUAGAGGAAUGAAGAAUUUGAAGGAUCAAUCAGAGAAGCAUGAGAAGAAGAAUGGGAAUGGAAUAGUGGCAGUAGGAAUAGACAAAGACAAGGGAAGCCAAAAUGCACUCAAAUGGGCAGCUGAACAUCUCCUCGCGAGAGGCUCAACUGUAGUUCUCAUCCAUGUCAAAGUGAAGGGAACUUCUCAUCAAGCUUCAUGGUCAUGGACAAAUAGUUCUGCAGACAAAGGUUCAUUGCCCCACAAGGACUCGGAUGGACUCACCGAGGAAAUUUUUCACCCAUGUCAUGUCUUUUGUGCACGGAAAGGCAUACAAUGCAAGAAUGUCAUACUAGAAGAUACAGAUGUAGCGAGAGCUUUGAUUGAACAUGCUUUUCGCACGGCUAUCGAGCAUUUAGUUCUUGGCUUGUCAAAUAAAAAUGGUUUGUUUAGAAAAUUCAAGGUAGCUGAUAUUCCAGGAACGGUGGCAAAAGGGGCACCGGAUUUCUGUUCUGUCUAUGUUGUCGCUAAAGAAAAGAUUCAAACAAUGCGAUCAGCUUCUCGUCCUGCUCCAGCCAUUUCCCUUCCUAGCAAGCAUAAUCAAGCAAGCAUCAAGUCAAACCUAGCAGAGACAAAAAUGCCGUUAACUAAUCAUGCACAUGAAAAGCUAUCCACUGGUGUGAAAAGUAAAUUAGAGGAUGAAACUGAAUCUUUCAGGUCACCAGUAACUGGGAGAAAUUUGAAUAGCAAGUCACAUAAGGAAAAUCCCCUUCCAGGUACUGACGUAUCCUUUGUAAGCUCUGAAAGACCAAGUCCAAACCAUAUAUUCUGUUUGUUAUACGACGGCUCUGAUUCAGGGAUGUCCAGCCCUGGGGUAGCACUCAGCUCAGAGAUAGACGGGAACUACAGCUUUGAGUUACUGCAGAACCGAAGGGGGUCUAUAGAUAUUAGCUCUCCUUUGGAAUCCUUCUCAUCAGAUGGAAAUGGACUUUUAACACCACAUGUCACGGAUGAUAUGGAGGCUGAAAUGAGGAGACUGAAAUUAGAACUUAAGAGAACAAUGGAAAUGUAUAGCAUUGCCUGUAAAGAAGCGCUCGUAGCACAGCAGGAGACUGUAGAACUCCAACGUUGGAAAAGGAAGGAAGAAAGAAAAGUGGAAGAGGCAAAGCUUGUUGGGGAAGCUGUUUUAGAAGUUGCAGAAAAGGAGAUGGCUAAUGCCAAAGCAGCUAAGGAGGUUGUUGAAGCACAUCGGAGGAUUGAGGAUCUGGAAGCAAAAAGGAGAGGAGUUGUAGAAAUUAAAGCACUCAAAGAAUCGGAAGAGAAAACAAAAGCACUAGAUGCUUUUACGAACAGAGACAUUGGGUAUAGAAGGUAUUCAAUUGAGGAGAUUGAAGCUGCGACAGAGUUCUUUACAGAUUCAUUAAAGAUUGGAGAAGGGGGUUAUGGUCCAGUAUAUAGGUGCCAUUUGGACCAUACCCCUGUGGCAGUGAAGGUUCUACGUCCUGAUGCAGCACAAGGGAGGUCACAAUUUCAAAGAGAGGUUGAGGUACUGAGCUGCAUAAGGCAUCCAAACAUGGUUCUUCUCCUGGGAGCCUGCCCAGAGUAUGGCUGCCUUGUCUAUGAUUACAUGGCCAAUGGAAGCUUAGAAGAUCGCCUCUUUCGUCGAGGGAACACUCCCUCACUUCCUUGGCAGAUUAGGUUCAAAAUUGCAGUUGAAAUAAGCACUGGCUUGUUGUUUCUGCACCAGAGAAAACCAGAGCCUCUAGUGCAUAGGGACUUGAAACCAGCUAACAUCCUGCUUGACAGCAACUAUGUAGCCAAGAUUGGUGAUGUAGGCUUAGCCAGGCUAGUUCCACCAUCUCUGGCUGGCAGUACGACACAAUAUCAAAUGACAUCAACUGCCGGAACUUUCUGUUAUAUAGAUCCAGAGUACCAACAGACGGGAAUGCUUGGGGUGAAGUCUGAUAUAUACUCCCUUGGGAUAAUUUUCCUGCAGAUUUUAACAGCUAAACCACCAAUGGGUUUGACCCAUCAUGUUGAGAGAGCUAUUGAGAAAAGAGCAUUUGCUCAGAUACUCGAUCCAACAGUGCCUGACUGGCCUGUAGAGGAGGCCUUGAGUCUAGCAAAUAUGGCACUUCAGUGUUCCCAGUUAAGGCGAAAAGAUAGGCCUGAUCUCGCCAAGGUUGUCUUGCCUGAACUGCACAAGUUGAGAAAUCUUGCUGAAAAAAUUAAUUGCCUUGCACCCUAA